AUGCUGCGGUAUUGGGGUGAGAUUCCAGUUUCAUCUAACCAGGCCAACCGCAGCUCCUUUGACCUGCUUCAGCGUGAGUUUCGUACUGUUGAAGUCCAAGAUCCUCCGCUGCAUCAGCCAUCUGCAAACAAGCCACGGCCAACCACCAUGUUGGACAUUCCCUCAGAGCCAUGUAGCCUCACAAUUCACACCAUUCAGCUCAUCCAGCACAACAGGCGUCUACGCAGCCUGAUUGCCAUGGCUCAGGCCCAAAACCAGCAGCAAGCAGAAGGCAUAAAAACUGAAGAUAAUGAACCCCUGCCACCUUGUCCAGCCUCUCCACCUCUCCCUGAUGACCUGCUUCCUCUGGAUAGCAAGACUCCCAAAAUGCCAUUUCAGCUAAGGCAUAGUGACCCAGAAAGUGAUUUCUACAGAGGAAAAGGGGAGCCAGUGACUGAGCUGAGUUGGUCCUCCUGCCGGCAGCUUCUCUACCAGUCAAUGGCGACCAUCCUGGCUCACACAGGCUUUGAGUGUGCCAACGAGAGCGUCUUGGAGACUCUGACGGACAUUGCCCACGAGUACUGCCUGAAGUUCACCAAACUGCUGCGCUUUGCUGUGGAUCGAGAAGCUCGACUUGGGCACACCCCUUUCCCUGAUGUCAUGGAGCAGGUCUUCCAUGAAGUGGGCAUUGGCAGUGUGCUCUCGCUGCAGAAAUUCUGGCAACACCGCAUUAAAGAUUAUCACAGCUACAUGCUUCAGGUUAGCAAGCAGCUCUCUGAAGAGUAUGAGAAGAUUGUCAACCCUGAAAAGGCAACAGAAGACACAAAGCCUGUGAAGAUUAAGGAGGAACCUGUUAGUGAUAUUACCUUCCCCAUAAGUGAGGAACUGGAGGGAGAUUUGGCUUCUGGCGAUCAGUCUUUGCCUGUUGGAGUCCUUGGAGCUCAAAGUGAGCGCUUCUCAGCCAACCUGGAAGUAGAAGCUUCCCCACAGACUUCAGGGGCUGAGGUGAAUGCUUCCCCUCUCUGGAAUUUGGCACAGGUGAAAAUGGAGCCACAGGAAAAUGAGGAGGCCAAUGUACAUGGCCAUGGAGUCCUAGGCAGUGAUGUCUUUGAGGAACCAAUGUCAGGCAUGAGUGAAGCAGGGAUGCCACAGAGCCCCAAUGGCUCUGAGAGCAGCUAUGGUUCUCAUUCUGCUGACAGUCUGAUGGGAUCCUCACCCGUCUUCAACCAGCGCUGCAAGAAAAAGAUGAAGAAGAUGUGA
Messenger RNA from Indicator indicator, 1239 nucleotides. It is a transcript of the gene SUPT7L, whose product is annotated as SPT7 like, STAGA complex subunit gamma. Gene Ontology annotation, molecular function: transcription coactivator activity; protein heterodimerization activity. The record is from RefSeq and is a predicted model, not a curated record. The transcript is spliced from 4 exons. NCBI's taxonomy places the organism in Eukaryota, Metazoa, Chordata, Aves, Piciformes, Indicatoridae. Bases 1 to 1239 code for a protein of 412 amino acids. Gene Ontology annotation, cellular component: SAGA complex.